Messenger RNA from Drosophila suzukii, 3874 nucleotides. RefSeq lists its product as uncharacterized. Lineage: Eukaryota; Metazoa; Arthropoda; Insecta; Diptera; Drosophilidae. The record is from RefSeq and is a predicted model, not a curated record.
ACACAGUUAGUUUUAUGAAAAUCGAACGCGCAACAGGUGUUCAAUCGCAAACAACACGCUCGAAUUAAACGAAUCGCCGCGCGGAAAGCGCUCGCCAAGCCAAAGAAAACUCAAGUCGCUGCGUGAAAAGCAGGGGAGAUACUUACAACACACAAAAUAACAAAGUAAACAUUGGAUUGUGGAGAAGAGGCCGAAAAUCUUUGACACCUGUUCGCCAACACAUUCCUGCGUUCUUUUUGCGUUCUGCGCCUGCGCGUGUGGUUUUUAUUUAGUUUUUCACGUUGUUUACCUCUCUCGCGGGUGUUUUAAGGUCUUCGUUUUUGUACGAAUUAACAAACAAGUGGCUGGGGACAUUCGACAAUUUGCUAGUUGCAAUUGCAGCAUAUUUUCAUCCCAAAUUCAAGCCGUGAGCAAGGGAAACAACAACAGCAACAGCAGCAUAAACAUAAACCAAAAAACCGGUUAAAGCGGACAAGAGUGAGAAAGAAAGGCGCCCCAAAAGAGCAAGCGGGACAAACACAUAUAAAACGUAAAAAAUACAACGAAAAAAAAAGAAAGGAAAAAAAAACCGAAAUAAAAGAUCCACAGAUUUUUGGGCUUUGUUUUGAAAUGCAAACAGAAAAAUAAAGUGUGUUUGUUCUUUGUUUACCCGUGCUAACACCGAGUUUUCCCCCGUAAAAGCCUUAUCGGCCGAUCAAAUCGAAAGUGAACGAGUAAUUGCCGUUGGUAUUUCGAUAUUGCCAUUGCCGAAACUCUUCGCGUGGCCUUUUUCCUUAUCGCCAGUCCGCCUUACCAGAAACAACUACCUGUUGCUGCAACGAUCAUCACCAGAUCUUCUGUAACAUGCUCUUAACCAAAGGUUAUUGAUUGGUUACAUCGGGAAGUUCAGUCAAAAUGGCAGACAGCAACACCAAAUCCCCAAUGGAGCACACUUCCGAGGGUUGUGAUGAGGUUGACUUUAUAGUGGCCACACACAACAAUAACAACGAUUAUGAGGAUUUAAGUGCAGUGAGUCAGGCGGUGAUGAACACCAAAGGAGCAGCAGUGGAGUCAACAACAUCCGCAACAGCAACAACGGCAGCAACAGCCGCAACAGCAACACCAAACAACGAACCAAACAGCAACACCCUGAAAAAGACCAAGGAGCGUCGCACCCUCUUCCAUUUUGGCAGCAGCAGCAGCAAGAAGCUGAGCCAGAGCAAGUCACAGGAUAGCCAGGAUGCGGCCAGCAAGGAUGGCAACCAGGCCACAUCCCCGCCAGCUGCCCUGCCGCCAGUGCCUAUUGGCACACCGCCGCGACAACACAAGUUCGUGAAGAGCAACAGCCUGGCCAGGCUGCUGGGCAACACCUACAAUGCCAAGAAGUUCGAGAAGCAGGAGCAGAAGCGUUUGGCCAGCUCCGAGGGCGGCAAGUUCAACACGUACAGCGGGAGGCGUGGUCGCGGAGGUCCCUAUCUGGAGCGCUUCAAGCGCGUGUCCAAGGAGGACGGCGAUGUGGCCGGCGAGGAUGACUGCGUGAGGGUCACCAAUGUCAUCACCCUCACGACGGACUCGCGGGACUUGCAGUACGGCAGCCGGCAGGAGCAUGUGGGUCGCACUGGUGGUCACGACCAGCAGCACGAUCAGCUCAGCUCCAAGGCCAUUCGCACGCUCACCCAGUUGGGCAAGCUCUGGCGACGCACCCACAGCGUGGACAUCAGCACUCCGGACCCCGAGUUCAAGGUGUCCUAUCUGGGAAAUGUCCUAACCGGCUGGGCCAAGGCAGGAGAGGGUUGUGUGGAGAAGCAGCUGAACACCUUGUGGCGCAACUACACCCAGCACUCCAAACCGGAUGUGAUCAUGCGACUGAAGGUCUGUGCCUCGGGCUUGAAGGCCACCACCCGGCAGCAUGUCACGGAGUACUGGGCCCACAGGAUCACCUACUGCUGCGCACCGAAGAACUAUCCGCGGGUCUUCUGCUGGAUCUAUCGCCACGAGGGCAGGAAGCUGAAGCACGAGCUACGCUGCCAUGCGGUGCUCUGCAGCAAGGAGAAGAUCGCCCAGGACAUUUGCGAUACCCUGAGGGAAAACCUGGAGAGCGCUUUGCGUGAAUUUAAGCGUGAGAAAAUUCUGAAGCAAAACGCUCGCCUGAGUUUGGCCAACGCCGUCUACGACAACCCGAGCUUGCCGCGCCGCAAGAUCAUGCUGAGUGUGGGCGGCAACAACUACCGACCGCCGCUGGAGCGCUCCAAGUCGGCGCCCAAGCUGAUGGCCAUCGAGGAGGCCAUUGGCGAGGAGGAGGGCGACGAGAUCGAGGACACCAAUGAGCCGGAGAUGAUGCCCUGCUGUCAGAAGGACUCCCUCUAUCCGGCCAUGACUCUGGGCAGGCGCCGUUGUCGUCGCGGCCACUCGAUUCGGAGGACGGGCAAGAUCCAGUCCUUCUCGCCCUGCUGCAGCUCGCACAUGGCGCAGAAGGAGCUGCCCCAGGAGGAGGUGGCCGCUGUGAGCAGUCCCGCUAACGAUGGCUCCGAUUCGGAUGACUUUGAGAAGCUGCUGAAGUUUGACACAACCCUGAGCAACGAGUUGUUGCCGUACUUCGACAUGCAGCUCCACAAGAACAGCAGCCAGAGCAUGGUGAGCCUCAGCGAUCUGAAGGAGGAGGAGGGCGAGCCUUUGAGCCUGCUGCCCACGAUCAACAGCGACCCUAGUGCGGAUCCGGAGGCGGACUACAAUGCCGAGGAUCAUGAAGUGUGCCCGCGUCGCAGUGGCGUGUGCAGUGACGGCGAGGAGGACUUCCUGGACGAUGCGGACGACCACUACUUCCGGCAUGCGGCCAUGCUGACCAUGCUGCACCGCAGCUCGAUGAGGAAGAUGAGGGCUGGAGAUCAAGGGAGCUUGAAGUACCGCCACCAGGCGCAGUCAUCGAUCUCCUCCAAUGCGUCGAGCUCGACGACGGCCAGCACUUCGGCUGCAGCGGGCGGAGGAUCCAACCAGCAGGGCCUGGCCAGUCCGGACAGCGACGAGGGAUCGAUAUCAAGCGGCUGCGAGACGGCCAGCACAGUCACCAAUGCCAACCACGAGGAAUUCAACGGCAAGCGGGACAGCGAUCCCGGCCAGCUGGAGCAGUCGCCGGACUUGGAGCUGCAGCAGGAGCAGGUGCUGGAGCAGAUGAUGAUCUACCAAAGACUGGAGCAGCAGCUGCGGAACAACAGCGGUGAUGCAACCAACUACAGCAGCUCCAGCAGCAUUACGCUGAAGCGCAGCAAUUCCGGCAGUGAUGAACUGGAACUGGACAAGCAGGAGAGGAGUGACCAUCCGGCUGAAGACUCCGACAGCGACGAGAGCGGCUAUGUGGAGUUCCAGGAGAAGGAGCGACCUGGUCAGCAGCCGCUUAUUAGUGAGGCCAGCGUAACUCUGGCCAAGAUUGCGACGGUCAAGCCACAGAUUCCCCCAAAGCCGGCUCCACGGCGAUCGCUCAGCCUCAAUGUGGCCACCGGCACCUCAUCCGCUGGCAAGGCUCCGGGCACCGCCGUCUGAGGAAAUGCUUUAAUCACAACGGAAACCCGUCUACAAAUUGUUAUUUCUGCACACCCGUCAGCAAACAAAGCAAACACAAAGUGCAAGAAAUUGAAACCCUAGUUGUAGGUUAGCCAUUAGCACUUAGUCGAUAAGUCAUUUGUUGUUGGUUCAUCAAGAGGAAGACCUAACGAUAUUCCCAUCCAUUUCCCAUCCCAUCAUCGAUAUGUGCCCCCUAUUCCAAAAAUAAUGAAUUUAUAUUGUACGCCCCUGUAAAUAAACUAGAUGCCCUAAGCACUGCAUGUACUAUAUAUAUCUACACGAUUGUAAUUGAUGAACUGUAUCUUACGUACCAAUAUAAAUUAUUAUCUGAAUGAUA